AUGGCGGAUUCUAUGAACCCUCCCCUCUCGUACGAGGCCUCAGCCACAACUACUCAUCCGCAUGUCGGGACUACCCUCCCAACGGAGGUGAUUUCAUGUCUGAAGAAUUCUCGAUUCCUUCACCUUGCAACAUGUGAUGGCUUGACCCCGCACAUCUCGCUCAUGUCCUACACCUACCUCCCCUCGACUCCCUAUGAUCCGUAUCCGACGAUUAUCAUGACCACCAACCCUUCCUCUCGCAAAACCAACCAUCUGCUCACCAACCCUCGCGUGUCCCUUUUGGUCCAUGACUGGGUUUCGCACCGUCCGCCUACCCGGGCUCCCAACCCCGAUGGUCGCGAAGGGUCUCCCCCGCCUGCAGCCACACGGUCCUCUUUGGCGAGCCUGUUGUUGAACCUGAACACAAGCGCCCUUUCCAGUAUCUCUACAACUAUCGCCGGUACCGCGCGCUUCUUGGAACCUGGCUCGGAAGAGGAGGCCUGGUGCAAGAAGCAGCAUCUGGAGAACAACACCUUCGAGGAAGAGCUGGGCACUUUCGGGCAACAGUUGCAGCAGCAACCCGGUCAAAGACGGCCCAGUAUCUCAAUUGACAGCGAUGUCCGCGUCGUGACGGUUCAGGUGCGCGAGGGCCGCAUUGCAGACUGGAAGGGUGGCGUGAGGGAUUGGCAGUUGGUAUCGGAGGGUGAGGGCACGCAGGGAACGAUGGUCAAUGGCGUUGCGCCCGAGUAA
Messenger RNA from Aspergillus luchuensis, 729 nucleotides. RefSeq names its product pyridoxamine 5'-phosphate oxidase family protein. The transcript is spliced from 2 exons. Bases 1 to 729 code for a protein of 242 amino acids. Lineage: Eukaryota; Fungi; Ascomycota; Eurotiomycetes; Eurotiales; Aspergillaceae. The record is from RefSeq and is a predicted model, not a curated record. Gene Ontology annotation, cellular component: cytoplasm; nucleus.